Messenger RNA from Osmia bicornis bicornis, 2675 nucleotides. It is a transcript of the gene Sec23, whose product is annotated as protein transport protein Sec23A. Gene Ontology annotation, molecular function: zinc ion binding; GTPase activator activity. The record is from RefSeq and is a predicted model, not a curated record. The coding region runs from base 191 to 2518 and encodes 775 amino acids. NCBI's taxonomy places the organism in Eukaryota, Metazoa, Arthropoda, Insecta, Hymenoptera, Megachilidae. The transcript has 11 exons. Gene Ontology annotation, cellular component: endoplasmic reticulum exit site; COPII vesicle coat. Gene Ontology annotation, biological process: endoplasmic reticulum to Golgi vesicle-mediated transport; COPII-coated vesicle budding; intracellular protein transport.
UAGUCACUGUUCCAAGUGACGUGGCCUCAAUGACGGCACAAGUCGUGUUCGUACGGUGAAAUUUAGUACCUUUAAUUAAAUUAUAAAACAAUGCUGUAAUUAUGAGAACUUGAUACCGAAGUUUGCUCAAAAACAUUUUCAACUCGUUAAUGAGAGUUUACAACAAUCAUACGUUAAUUUACGUAACAACAUGACUACUUAUGAGGAGUUCAUUCAGCAAAAUGAAGACCGCGAUGGAGUACGUUUUACUUGGAAUGUUUGGCCCUCAUCCCGAAUUGAUGCCACAAGACUUGUAGUACCACUGGGAACUCUUUACCAACCGAUCAAAGAAAGACCAGAUCUUCCACCAAUACAGUAUGAUCCAGUUCUCUGCACAAGAUCUACUUGCAGAGCAAUUUUGAAUCCAUUGUGUCAAGUUGAUUACCGUGCUAAGCUAUGGGUGUGCAAUCUUUGCUUUCAGAGGAAUCCUUUUCCUCCACAAUAUGCAGCCAUCUCGGAACAACAUCAACCAGCUGAACUAAUCCCAAUGUUCUCAACAAUUGAAUAUACUAUAAUGAGGGCACAAUGUUUACCACCAAUUUUUUUACUGGUUGUGGAUACAUGUCUGGAUGAAGAAGAAUUGGGUUCUCUUAAAGAUUCAUUACAAAUGUCACUCUCCCUGCUUCCACCUAAUGCGCUAAUUGGCCUUAUUACAUUUGGAAGAAUGGUUCAUGUUCAUGAAUUGGGUUGUGAAGGAUGCAGUACGAGUUAUGUUUUCCGAGGUACCAAGGACUUGCAACCGAAACAAGUCCAGGAUAUGUUAGGUAUUGGUCGACCUAUGCCUGGACAAAACCCGAAUCAACAAAGAGGACCCGGCGGACAACCGUUACCGCCCGCUAAUAGAUUCUUACAGCCGGUCCAUAAGUGUGAUAUGAGUCUAACAGAUCUUCUAGGUGAACUGCAAUGUGAUCCUUGGCCUGUAGGUCCAGGAAAACGUCCGUUGCGAUCUACCGGUGUAGCGCUGGCUGUUGCUACUGGUCUAUUAGAAGCUAGUUAUGCUAAUACAGGAGCAAGGAUAAUGCUGUUCGUCGGUGGACCUUGUUCUCAAGGGCCUGGUCAGGUUGUAACGGAUGAUUUGAGGCAACCAAUCAGGUCACAUCACGACAUCCAAAAAGAUAAUGCCAAGCAUAUGAAAAAAGCAACUAAACACUAUGAUUCUCUCGCAUCAAGAGCUGCAACGAACGGGCACAUAAUUGAUAUUUAUUCGUGUGCUCUUGAUCAAACUGGUUUGCUAGAAAUGAGGCAAUGUUGCAAUUCAACCGGUGGUCACAUGGUCAUGGGAGAUUCCUUUAAUUCCUCAUUAUUUAAACAAACGUUCCAGCGAGUAUUUGCUAAAGACAAUAAGGGUGAUUUAAAAAUGGCAUUUAACGCAACGUUGGAAGUUAAGACGUCCCGAGAAAUUAAAGUUUCCGGAGCGAUUGGUCCUUGUGUCUCUCUGGGGGUGAAAGGAUCAAGCGUUGGAGAACAGGAAGUAGGAUUAGGUGGCACUUGCCAAUGGAAAUUCUGUUCUCUCACGCCGUCCACGACUACGGCGUUGUUCUUCGAAGUCGUGAAUCAACACACCGCGCCAAUUCCACAAGGUGGAAGGGGUUGCAUUCAGUUUAUCACACAGUAUCAACAUAGUAGUGGUCAGAGAAGAAUUAGGGUUACUACAAUUGCAAGAAAUUGGGCAGACGCAUCGGCGUCGUUGCAUCAUAUAAGCGCUGGGUUUGACCAGGAAGCAGCUGCUGUUCUUAUGUCACGUCUAGCAGUGUUUAAAGCGGAAGGCGAUGAUGGUCCAGAUGUUUUAAGAUGGGUUGAUCGUAUGCUCAUUAGACUGUGUCAAAAGUUUGGAGAGUAUGCAAAGGACGAUCCAAACAGUUUUAGACUUGCCGAGAACUUUUCAUUAUAUCCACAAUUUAUGUAUCAUUUGCGUAGAUCGCAAUUCCUUCAAGUAUUCAAUAAUUCUCCUGAUGAAACUAGUUUUUAUAGACACAUGCUCAUGCGUGAAGAUUUAACAAAUUCAUUGAUAAUGGUACAACCAAUCUUGUAUAGUUAUGGAUUCAGUGGUCCACCAGAACCAGUUUUAUUAGAUACCUCGUCUAUUCAACCUGAUAGAAUUUUAUUGAUGGAUACUUUCUUCCAAAUACUCAUAUUCCACGGAGAGACAAUUGCGCAGUGGCGUCAAUUGAAGUAUCAGGAUUUACCCGAAUAUGAGAACUUCCGGCAGUUAUUGGCAGCACCCGUUGACGAUGCUGCUGAAAUACUGGCUGGAAGGUUUCCUGCACCUCGGUACAUCGAUACCGAACAAGGUGGUUCACAAGCGAGGUUUUUGCUAAGUAAAGUGAAUCCAAGUCAAACUCAUAAUAAUAUGUAUGCCUAUGGAGCGGGGAUGCCGAUACCCAGUGGGGAGAGCGGAGCGCCUGUCUUAACUGAUGAUGUCAGUCUACAAGUAUUCAUGGAGCAUUUGAAGAAAUUGGCUGUAUCGUCCACAGCCUAAAUUGCAACCCUCAUCGUUUUGUAUAUGCAAAAUUUAGUACUAAAGGAUGAGGAGUUAGUUGCAAGUACAAGGAUAAAGUAGAUACAGCGCGAAUUUAUACAUAUAUAUAAAAAUAAUUACGCUAUAAUAAUGAAAAUAUAUAAUUAAUUAAACAUAA